This is a messenger RNA of Blepharisma stoltei, 2599 nucleotides long. The record is from the annotation of a GenBank genome assembly. Lineage: Eukaryota; Ciliophora; Heterotrichea; Heterotrichida; Blepharismidae.
AUGCACCAUAUGCAGACUUUAAAGCAAAGAAGAGCUGCUUUAGAAGCUGAUCUAGGGGUAUUUAUUGAAGAAAAAGGAUUAAAAGCGAUUAUUGAAGAAGAAAAAGGACUGAGUGAUGAAAGAGAUGAGUUUUCAGAUGGAAUUCGGACUGAAAUAUCAGGGUGCAAAGAAAUUCUUGAAAGUUUAAAAGUCCAAUGAAAUCAUAUAUUUGCUUUGAAAAACCAAGGGAAAAGUGCAGAAGCAAGGAAAAUUUGGAAAGAUAGGAUAGAAACUGUGAGGCAAUUUUUAGAAGAAAUUAAUGCACAUUUUAAAGAAAGAAGUGAAUAUCUAAAAGAAUCGCAAAAUGAUAUUGAGAUGCCAAAUCUGCAGAUAGAUGAAGAAUCACCAGAACCUGAUCAAUUUUUAGAAACUAUUCCUAUUGGAGUUCCAGGGUAUCUUUUAUAUAGAAUUAACACGGAAUCAAUCAAAUCUGAAUACUCAAAAGCUUUAAUCUCCCUUCGUGAGCGAAAAAAAAUUUGUUCGCUCAAGAAGGGGGUUAAUUAUUUUUUUUAAAAUCUAUAUAUAUAAAUUUUAUAGUAAUUUUUUUUCGAAAUUCGAAAUAAUUUUAAAGCAAAUAUUAAUUUUGUAAAAUUUAUGUUUCAAAAUUCAACAGAAUUAGCUAGAGAUUUUAUUAUAAUAUUUCUUAUAUCUUUUAAAUAAAAGUUUUAUAUACCUAUAAAAAAGGGAUUUGUCCAAUGGUUUUUAUUCGCUCACGGAGGGAUGGGGAGUUAGCAAUUGUUAAUGAAACUUUUGAGCUCCAACUUCAACAAAUAGAAGAAGCUGUACAAAAUUGGCCUCAAGACUCUCAUGAAAAAUUUAUGGCUGUUUAUAAACAAUAUAUAGAAAACGGCAAACCACGUGAAAGGUAUAUGGAAAUGCUCAGGUUUCAUUUCCCAACACUUUCGAGGCAGGAGCUUGAAAAUCAUGACAGAGUUGUAGAAAAAAUUAGAUGGAAUAAAAAACAUAGGAAAAAUAUUUUAAAGGAUUGAAUAAGACAUAGGGUUGCUUUAAAAGAGGCUGCAGAAAAUAUGCUGGCAAGCAUUAUGGAUGCAGCUAUAGAAAGAUUUAAUAAAGAAUUAGAAUUUGUGAAGCAGCAAAAACAGCUUGAUAGGCUUGGAAAAGAAAUUGAUGAAAAAAGACCUGAAUACUUGCAGAAACUUGAAGAAAAGCAGAGAAAAGAGCAAGAAUUAAAGCAGAAAGAGCUUGAAGAAAAUCAAAAGAAAAUAGAAAGUAGCAAAAUUCAUCAAGAAAUAAUAAAAAAGCAAGCUGGUGAAUAUAACUUAAGACCCUUUAUAGAUUCUUUAGUAGUAAUGUCUAUUGAAUAGGCAACGAAAAUCCAAUUUUUAUGAAAAGGGCUAAUUAAAAAAUUGAUUAUAAUUUUCAUUUGCCAAUUUUAAAUUGUACUUGUCAGAAAAAUAUAAUUAAAAUAUGGCGUCUUCGUCUGGGUAUGGCCUCUCGGCCAUACAUACUCACCUCAUAUUUUAAUUAUAUCCGGCAAGGUUUUGCCAUUCCGGAAAUGGGCAACAAUGCCACGGUAAGCAAUUCUGCAGAGCAGAGCCUGGCCCAUGCUUAACGACCAGAAUGGAUUUUUUCCUCGAGAGGAAAGGGAGUCCAAGUUUGGAAAGGGUAAGCCCAGCAUGGUCUACAGUCAAUGCCUAGACCAAUCGGGCAACUACCUAGCGUGAAACUGGGAGUUACGUCCCAGGAUUUGGAAUUUCCCUUUUUGCCGAAAGGUGACCAGAAAAUCCAUUUUUGGAAAUUUCGGAAAGCCAACUCUCGUCAACUCAAGCAGCAGCCGCAGAAAUCCAUAGCCCGCCCACUCAAGACUUAAGCCGCAGCACGCUGUGGGAAGGAGUAGACUUAUUUCCUCUUGGCAAAUCUUUAUGGUUUGUUAGGAAUGCGUCGCAAAGCAGGUGAACCUCAAGAUACCGAGGUCCUUGGUGACUGCGUUAACAGUACGGCAGACGCCUAUUAAUGUAUAAGUAAGUAAGUACUUAUCAGAAAAUUGGCAUUUCAUUGCUCCUAAACGAGCAAAAAUAGACGGGAGCUAUACAAAGAAAAAAAGCUAAAAAUUGCAAGCCAAGAAAAAACGCUCAAAGUUCAAAAAGAAAUCCAAGAAAAUUCAAAACAAAAAGAAUUAAUUAUUAAAAACAAGCCAAAAGUAAAUGAAAGACAAGUUAAAGCCAAAAUAAAGCAGCAAGAAAUACAAGAUAAAAAAGAACAGAAAAGGAUUGAGCAGAUUAUUGAUAACCAAAGAAUUGAGGCUGCAGUGCAAGCUUAUUCACAUAUACCGCAGGUUGAGUUAGAUAGAGAAAGAGUACAGCAGAAUACGAAAUCAAAAGAAGCCAAGUUUGUAAAAUAUGAUAAAGCUGACCAGGUCAAAUUAUUCCCACAAACUGGAUUUACCGCAGAAAAUUUGAUGAAAGAUAUGAGAUAUAGGAUUUCAAGCAUGCUUAAUGAUGCUGGGCUUGCCUCUACUGAAUACGGCAAACGUAUCAUAAAUGCUGCACCACCGAUGAGAGAACCAAGAAGGGAUACUGUUGGAACAUUAAAAUUUUAA